Messenger RNA from Grosmannia clavigera kw1407, 1851 nucleotides. RefSeq names its product spermine spermidine synthase family protein. The coding region runs from base 1 to 1851 and encodes 616 amino acids. The record is from RefSeq and is a predicted model, not a curated record. The transcript is spliced from 2 exons. Gene Ontology annotation, biological process: polyamine biosynthetic process. NCBI's taxonomy places the organism in Eukaryota, Fungi, Ascomycota, Sordariomycetes, Ophiostomatales, Ophiostomataceae.
AUGGCUUCCAAUCCACCUCCAAUCGACCCCAAGUCUUCGCUGACGGACGAAAACUUUGCAGCCGAGCUGCGCUCGCUCGCCGCCCAGGCCCGAGCCGACGCCUCCUGGGCCACCUGGGCACGGUCGGCCGUCAAGCAGGCCGGAUUCUACGGUCGCGCCGUCUUGUUGCUGGUGCUCGCUGCUGUCUCGGCCAACGCCUCACUGGCGGCUCUCUCGCCCGUCUACGGCGCCAUCCCGGCGGCUGCCAACCACACGGCUGUCGUGGCGGCCGGCUGCUUCGUCGGCUGGUCCUCGAACCUGCACUUGCGCCGCCUGCUUCCUCACGUCGCUCGACGUCACAGAAACACGCUUCUCCUCCGCUGGAACGCCCCCGUGCUCGCCGUCGGCCUACCGCUGCUGGCCGCCUACCUGCCGGUGGCCCAGUACUUGCUCGCCGGCGUCUCUACCGUGUUGACGGCCCGCUGGGGCCCCGCCAUCACCGAGGCCCUCACGCUUUUCCCCCUCGUCGCCGGCUCGGCCGCCUGUGUGGCCACCGAGCUCGAGGCUGCUACCGGUAUCGAGGACGUUCUCCCGCGUCUACCCAGCUGGUUGACCGAUGCCUUGCCCGGCCUCGGCUCCUGGGUCGUCUUCAAGGCCGCCGAGCGCUGGACGGCCGAUCCGGUCUUCUUCACCACCCAUCUCGCUUCCGAGACUGCGGCUGCUCUCGACACUCGCGUCCUUCGCCAGCUCGCCAUCAUCGUCGCAUAUGCCGUUGCUGCUCCGUCCCGCCUGCUCUGGUACGCCGUGCCGGCACUGCUGCAUGCUGCCGUUCUCAACGUGCACGUCGCCGAACCGACGGCUUGGACACUUCCGUCAGCCAAUGUUGCACUGCAGACCGCGGCUGUCCGUCUUCGCGGCGCCGAUACUUGGGUCCUGCUCGAUCGCCGCGAAUCCGUCACCGGCUACCUCGCCGUGCUCGAGAACCUCGACCAGGGCUUCCGUGUCCUUCGCUGCGAUCACAGCCUCCUCGGCGGCGAGUGGACUCGCUUCCCGGCCAACCCUGUCGCCGAGCCCAUCUACGGCGUCUUUGUCAUGCUCGAGGCCGUCCGCCUCGUCGACGUAUCCGCUCCCGUGCCUGAUGCAGACGCUCGUGCUCUCGUCAUUGGCCUCGGCAUCGGCACCGCUCCGGCUGCUCUGGUUGCCCACGGCAUCGACACCACCGUCGUCGAGAUCGACCCUGGUGUCCACGACUUGGCUUCCCGCUACUUCCACAUGCCCGCCAACCACACCGCUGUCGUCGAAGACGCUGUGACGUAUGCUGAUCGUGCGGCUCAUGCUGUUCCUGCUGGCCCGCGCUACGACUACAUCGUGCACGACGUCUUCACCGGUGGCGCUGAGCCCAUCUCGCUCUUCACCCUCGAAUUUCUGCAGGAUCUGCAUGCGCUGCUCAAGCCGACUGGCGUCAUAGCUAUUAACUACGCUGGCGACUUCUCCUUGACCCCCAUCAAGGCUGUCGUCCACACCAUCCGCGCCGUCUUUCCGUCUUGCCGCGUCUUCCGGGAGCACCCGAGCGAGGCGUCAGAAGACGACAGCACCGACUUUGCCAACGUCGUCAUCUUCUGCACCCGCAGCGCCGCCCCCAUCUCGUUCCGCCGUCCUACUACGGCCGAUCUACUUAACAGCGCGACUCGCCGCCAGUUCUUGGUGCCGACUCACGAAGUUACCGAUGCUGACUUCCGCUCGCCCGUCGAGCCGCGUCUCGUCCGCCGCAACGACACCGAGCAGCUGUCCAAGUGGCACUACGAGAGCGCCCUGGGUCAUUGGCAGGUCAUGCGACGCGUGCUGCCAGCUCACGUGUGGGAGCUUUGGUAG